CGCUCACUGCCGGCAGCCGGCACUUUGCGCUUACCCAGAGAGUAGCUCCACUUGGGUGCGAGGCAGAGAGGGGCAAAUCUAUUCACGCCGAUCCAUGAAAAUGCUUUGGAAACUGACGGAUAAUAUCAAGUACGAGGACUGCGAGGACCGUCACGACGGCACCAGCAACGGGACGGCACGGUUGCCCCAGCUGGGCACUGUAGGUCAAUCUCCCUACACGAGCGCCCCGCCGCUGUCCCACACCCCCAAUGCCGACUUCCAGCCCCCCUACUUCCCCCCGCCCUACCAGCCCAUCUACCCCCAGUCGCAAGAUCCUUACUCCCACGUCAACGACCCCUACAGCCUGAACCCCCUGCACGCUCAACCGCAGCCGCAGCACCCGGGCUGGCCUGGCCAGAGGCAGAGCCAGGAGUCUGGGCUCCUGCACACGCACCGUGGGCUGCCCCACCAGCUGUCGGGCCUGGAUCCCCGCAGGGAUUACCGGCGGCAUGAGGAUCUCCUGCACGGCCCACACGGGCUCGGCUCAGGACUCGGAGACCUCCCGAUCCACUCCUUACCUCACGCCAUCGAGGACGUCCCGCAUGUAGAAGACCCGGGUAUUAACAUCCCAGAUCAAACUGUAAUUAAGAAAGGCCCCGUGUCCCUGUCCAAGUCCAACAGCAACGCCGUCUCCGCUAUCCCUAUUAACAAGGACAACCUCUUCGGCGGCGUGGUGAACCCCAACGAAGUCUUCUGUUCAGUUCCGGGUCGCCUCUCGCUCCUCAGCUCCACCUCGAAGUACAAGGUCACGGUGGCGGAAGUACAGCGGCGCCUCUCCCCGCCCGAGUGUCUCAACGCGUCGCUGCUGGGCGGAGUACUCCGGAGGGCAAAGUCUAAAAAUGGAGGAAGAUCUUUAAGAGAAAAACUGGACAAAAUAGGAUUAAACCUGCCAGCAGGGAGACGUAAGGCUGCCAACGUCACUCUGCUGACAUCACUAGUGGAGGGAGAAGCCGUCCACCUAGCCAGGGACUUUGGGUACGUGUGUGAAACCGAAUUUCCUGCCAAAGCAGUAGCUGAAUUUCUCAACCGGCAACAUUCCGAUCCCAAUGAGCAAGUGACAAGAAAAAACAUGCUCCUGGCUACAAAACAGAUAUGCAAAGAGUUCACCGACUUGCUGGCUCAGGACCGCUCUCCCCUGGGGAACUCCCGGCCCAACCCCAUCCUGGAGCCGGGCAUCCAGAGCUGCUUGACCCACUUCAACCUCAUCUCUCACGGCUUUGGCAGCCCAGCAGUGUGCGCCGCCGUCACGGCCCUGCAGAACUAUCUCACCGAGGCCCUCAAGGCCAUGGACAAAAUGUACCUCAGCAACAAUCCCAACAGCCACACGGACAGCAGCGCCAAAAGCAGUGACAAAGAGGAGAAGCAUAGAAAGUGAGGCGUGCGUCCAGCCCUGCCCCCACUCCCGCGCCUCACCAGCCCCUGGC
Messenger RNA from Loxodonta africana (African savanna elephant), 1463 nucleotides. It is a transcript of the gene TFAP2A, whose product is annotated as transcription factor AP-2 alpha. The transcript has 7 exons. The coding region runs from base 95 to 1414 and encodes 439 amino acids. Gene Ontology annotation, biological process: regulation of transcription by RNA polymerase II; anatomical structure development; regulation of cell population proliferation. Gene Ontology annotation, cellular component: nucleus. Gene Ontology annotation, molecular function: DNA-binding transcription factor activity, RNA polymerase II-specific; RNA polymerase II transcription regulatory region sequence-specific DNA binding. The record is from RefSeq and is a predicted model, not a curated record. NCBI's taxonomy places the organism in Eukaryota, Metazoa, Chordata, Mammalia, Proboscidea, Elephantidae.